GCCACAUUUCGCUCAUGCACUAACGCAUGCAACAGAGUAUGUCAUCUCUUCCGGCCAUCUUCAUCCUCCUGCUCCUGGUUUGUUCCUGCAACUCCGAUGACCGGCUAACACCCACUAAGCCGCUCUCGCCCGGCGACGAGCUCAUCUCCACCAAUGGCAUCUUUGCCCUUGGCUUCUUCUCCCUGCAAAGCUCAGCCGCCAACACAUAUUUAGGCAUAUGGUACCAUAACAUCUCGGAGCGAACAUAUGUGUGGGUGGCCAACCGCGACAACCCGAUCACGAGCAGUUUGCCCGGGAAGCUGGUCGUGACCAACACCUCUGACCUCGUCUUGUCCGACUCCGACGGCCGUGUCCUCUGGGCGACGAAGACGACGACGAAGACGAACACGCUCACCACCGGCGUGGGGGCGGUGCUGCUGGACACCGGCAACUUUGUCGUGCAGUCGCCGAACGGCACGGAGAUAUGGCAGAGCUACGACCAGCCGACCGACGCGUUUCUCCCGGGAUUCAAGCUGUGGGUGAACUACAAGACCCACGUAGCGGCGCGCAUCGUGGCGUGGAAGGGCCCCGACGACCCGUCCACCGGCGAGUUCGUCUUGAGCGGCGACACCAGCACGGGGCUCCAGAUCCUGACCUGGCGAGGGACGAGCCUCUACUGGCGCGCCGGGGUGUGGAACGGCGCCACGGCCACCAGCCUCACCAAAUCCUUCUUGUCCCAGAUGAUCGACGACGGAGAGGUGGCCUACUUCACUUACAACAGAGCCGACGACUCGGCCCCGGCGAGGUCGCACUGGAAGCUCGACCACACGGGCGACGUGAUCUUCAGGGUGUGGGUCGAGGGGUCAUCUUCGUCGUCGUGGGUGCCCCUGUUCCAGCGGCCGGGCAAGGGGUGCCUCGUCUGCGGCGCGUGCGGGCCGUUCGGCUACUGCGACGUCAAAGGGGACGACGUCCGGCAGUGCAUGUGCCUCGACGGGUUCGAGCCGGCCGACGGCGGCGGCGGCUCCUCCAAAGCAGGGUGCGUGAGGAAGGAGGCGCUGCGAUGUGGUGGCAACAGCUACUUCCUGACCUUGCCGGCGAUGAAGCUGCCGGACAAGUUCGUCUACUUGAGGAACAGGAGCUUCGAGGAGUGCGCUGCGGGCUGCGACCGCAACUGCUCCUGCACGGCGUAUGCUUACUCCAACGCGAGCGACAUCCUCCUGGCAUCCAAGUGCUUCCAUUGGACAGGAGACCUUGUCGACAUGGUGAAAGCUGACUAUACAAGUGACCACCUGCAUCUUCGGUUGGCCGGCAACGGGAACAAUUUUGCAGGAACCAACAAGAAGAUCAGUGGUGUCCAUGUGGUAUUUAAGAUUGUACUCCCACUUAUAGCAUUCUUGCUGAUACUCACAUGCAUAUGUCUUUUCUGUAUAUGCAACCCCAGAGGUAAUUUAUCUACAAUAUGCUUAGCAUUGUUCAUUUGUCCUACAGUUGAGUUUGCAUUCCUGAUAUUUUCUGUAGGCAUACAUCGAAACAAUGGAGCCCUGCAGGUACACCUGAGAGCUUCACAAGAAGUUUGGGAUCAAAGUCUAGAAUUUCCGCGGAUAACGUUCGAAGACAUUGCUGCUGCAACAGAUAGUUUCCACGACACCAACAUUCUUGGAAAAGGAGGUUUUGGGAAAGUUUAUAAGGGAACAUUGCAAGAUGGCAAGGAAGUUGCUAUUAAAAGGCUUAGCAAGGGAUCUGAGCAGGGAAUAGAGCAUUUCAGAAAUGAAGCCGUUCUUAUUGCCAAACUGCAGCACAAGAAUCUUGUUAGACUCCUUGGAUAUUGUAUUCAUGAGGAUGAGAAGUUGCUUAUAUACGAAUACCUACCCAACAAAAGUCUAGACAAGUUCCUUUUUGAUAAUGCAAGAAAAUCUACACUCAAUUGGACAAGAAGAUUUAGCAUAAUCAAAGGGGUAGCCAGAGGAUUACUAUAUCUACACCAAGAUUCGAGAAUGACGAUAAUUCACCGAGACCUCAAACCGAGCAACAUCCUGCUAGACUCGGAGAUGAACCCAAAGAUAGCAGAUUUUGGAAUGGCGAGGAUCUUUGGAGGCAACGAGCAACACGAAAGUACCAAACAUGUAGUUGGGACAUAUGGUUACAUGUCACCUGAAUAUGCGAUGGAGGGAAUCUUUUCAUUGAAGUCUGACACCUACAGCUUUGGUAUUUUGCUGCUGGAGAUUGUAAGUGGAUUAAAGAUCAGCUCACCUCAUCAUCUUGUAAUGGAUUUCCGGAAUCUCAUAGCAUAUGCAUGGAACCUAUGGAAAGAUGGAAAACCAAUGGAUUUCAUGGACGCAACAAUCACGGAGAGCUACUCCCCUGAUGAAGUGUCAAAGUGCAUCCACAUUGGAUUGAUGUGUGUGCAGGAUAGCCCCAAUGCUAGGCCACACAUGCCAUCGGUUGUGUCCAUGUUGGAUAACGAAGCCAUGCCUCGCACAAUGCCAAAGGAACCUAUGUAUUUUGCACAAAGAACAGUUGAAGGCUUGGAAAUGUCUAUCAAUGGUGCUAGCCUUACAACGCUAGAUGGUCGCUGACUGACUGGCCUAAGGUUCUGGUAUCAUAGUGGAGUAUCGAUAUAUUUUUCUACCAACUGAAAAAUACAAAUGUAACGAUGUAUACAUACUCCCUAUAUGCUUGUGAUAUUCAUUGAUGGCUAUAGGGUGUGGAGCUUUAUUCUUUA
Messenger RNA from Triticum aestivum (bread wheat), 2701 nucleotides. Its product is annotated as putative G-type lectin S-receptor-like serine/threonine-protein kinase At1g61610. Gene Ontology annotation, cellular component: plasma membrane. Gene Ontology annotation, biological process: recognition of pollen; protein phosphorylation. The transcript has 6 exons. Lineage: Eukaryota; Viridiplantae; Streptophyta; Magnoliopsida; Poales; Poaceae. The record is from RefSeq and is a predicted model, not a curated record. Gene Ontology annotation, molecular function: protein serine/threonine kinase activity; ATP binding. Bases 27 to 2555 code for a protein of 842 amino acids.